Diorhabda sublineata is the source of this 11796-nucleotide messenger RNA. It is a transcript of the gene Dhc62B, whose product is annotated as dynein axonemal heavy chain 7. Lineage: Eukaryota; Metazoa; Arthropoda; Insecta; Coleoptera; Chrysomelidae. Gene Ontology annotation, biological process: microtubule-based movement. The record is from RefSeq and is a predicted model, not a curated record. The transcript has 38 exons. Bases 1 to 11796 code for a protein of 3931 amino acids. Gene Ontology annotation, cellular component: dynein complex. Gene Ontology annotation, molecular function: ATP binding; dynein intermediate chain binding; dynein light intermediate chain binding.
AUGUUUAGAAAGAAAGCAAGUAAUACGGACAAAAAUACGAAUCGUAGGAAAAAACCAUGUAAUUUCACAGAAAAAGACUUACGUCAACCGCAAAUUUUAGAAGAACUAAUUGCCACACAACUUUCAGAAGAACUUAUGAAUAAGUUCAAAAUUAAUAAGAAAAAGAGGGAAAAGCUGCUUCAAUUUCAAGCAGAGUUUGUGAAAGAGGAGAAAAUUAAAGAGUUCAAACAUCGUCUUACGCCAUUAUACCCUCAAGUUCCCCGAAUGGACGAUUCCCAUAAAAAAAUUAGAGCCAAGGCGGAAUUGUGCCCUUCUACUCCUAUGUCCAUAUUUCAAGGGCGUUGUAUCACAAAUAAAGUUGCCGCUAGAGGUCUCGAAAAAAAAUUCCCAUGGGUUAUACCGAAGAUAAUGGAAGAAGCAAAAGAAGACUUCAUAAGAAUUACUCAUUUGGCUGGUGUGAACUUGAAAUCGAAGCCGAUCGAUCCUGAUAUAAAAAGAUUUGUUCUAGAACCUUACAAAUAUCUUGGAAAAACACCGAAUUAUUCGAUUUACCUUUGGACGAGAAAACAAUUUCGAACAAAAUACUUGCUGCAACAUCCGCUAGUGAAAAAGAUUUUCAUCGUCUGUUCAAAUCUACCUGAAAUAUUGUUCAAUCUCGGUAAUUUUAGGGUGAAACCGCAUACUUUAGAAGAGCUGGACGAUAUAUUUAAUCAUUUAGUUGGAGAUUCUGAGAACCUUUUAUUAAAAUUUUACGACAAAGUUUGUCAAAUAGUCGAAUCGGAUAAUAGUAAAUUGGAUCAAGAUAGUUACAAACAUCUUCUUAAAGUUUGUACAGGACUCGUUUCGGUUUAUAUGAGUUUACUUAUCCAAAAUACAAUAAAACAUAUCAUAGAAGUAACUAAAGACGAAAAUUUGAUACCGUAUCUACAGUUAUCUUUGAAAUAUAGCAAAAAUUUGUACAUGCAUCCCAAUCAACAGGACAUCAUUUUACUAUAUAGUCUUUUUAUUUCGAAAUUAGUCGAUUUGGGUACCAAUUUUCCCGUUCUUGAGGUACUGAAAAUAAAAAAUUAUCCGGAUAAAUUGACACAUUUGAAUAUUACCGACGAAUUUUACGAAGAAUCUUUAAAUCAGUUGGGGGAUAAUAUAAUUGCUAUGUUUAUACCUAUAGACGAAUAUCUUCGUAAUAUAGUCGAAGAUUUUAAGGAAAUGUUUUUGGAUUUUAAUAUGGAAGAAGAAAAUGAGAAAGUUUUCGAAACCGGAUGUUUGCAGAUACGCCAUUUCCGAAAUUAUAUAUCCAAGGCUAGUUCUAUGUUGGGGAGUGAAUAUUUCGGUAUAGGUCAAUUGGUAUUAUCGGAAUACGUGGCAUCUAUGAAAGAAUCAUUAUCGAUUAUCAUCGAAGAUAUUUUUAAUAAAAUAUGCGAGAUACAUAUAAAUGAAAACGAAAAUAUUUGUCUGGCUUUCGAAAAUAUCAGACAAGAUGCAUUACGCAAAUUACAUAACAGCGAAGAACUCAUUGCUCAAGGACAAUAUAUGGUUUGGGUGAAAACCGAAUUAUUGCUGGAAUUAAGAGAGAGAAUACAGAAAAUGCUGUACGAUCUUACACAGCUGAUGGAAUUUGGAACUAUUAAUAAAGACCAUAUGGAUUUAAAUACUACAACGGUCCUAUGGCUUCAAAAUAUUGAAACGAUCCUCGAACAUUAUUCAUUUAUGUAUGAACAGUUAAAAUUCGAAGCCGAAGAACGAUUACAGAAAACAAUAGCUUAUGUCAACGCCGAGACUAUCAUAUUACUGCCUUUGUUAAAAAUUUUGGAUGAUAUGGAUGAUUAUAAUAGAUGCAGAGAUUAUGUAUUCAAAAUCAAAUGUCAUUUGGUUAAGAUCAAAGAGCUUCGUUCGAAGAUUAUAUGGAUAAACAAAGAGCAACGCGUGCUUGGAUUCAAUGUGGCGCCGUUUAAGCAAAUAGAAGAUGUUGAAAAAUUCGUGUAUCCUUUUUUUCAUUUGAUUAAGAUGUGCAUGGACAUACAACGGCACAUAGAUGUCUGUUUAUAUGGUCCUUUUGAAUUUUUAGAUUUCUCGGUCACCGAAAAUGUUAUAGAAGAUUACAUGAAAGAGUUAUUAAAAAUACAGAAAGCGUAUAGAUUGAAAUGUAGACAGAUUUCCUCGAAUGACGAUGAAUUGCGGUUUUUCGGUUCAGUCGAUGAUCCCGAUACGAACGCGUGGCCUUCUCCGUUGAGAUUAACCGCGCAAGCGAUACAAGCUAUUAAAGAUUUUAGACCGGCGAUGACAAUGAUGCGGAUCAUGUGUAAUGACGCUUUAAUGAAAAGGCAUUGGAAGGAAAUGUCUUCUUUGGCUGGUUUCGAUCUCACCCCUAAUGCCGGUACUACCUUAUUCAAAUUGACUCAGAUGGGUUUGGAAGGGGAUCUUGAUAAAUACGAUGUAAUCAGUUCGGGAGCAACGAAAGAACGUGAACUAUAUAGAAACCUUCAAAAGAUACAAGCCGAAUGGCAAGAAAUCCUAUUUAAAGUAGGACAAUUCAAAGAAACUAACAUAAAUAUAUUGACGGCUUUGGAUGAUAUCCAAAUUAUUUUGGACGAUCACAUAUUGAAAGCUUUAACUAUGCGUGGUUCGAUUUUCGUCAAGCCGUACGAAACUGAAGUUCGAACUUUUUACGAUCGGCUUGUUAGAAUUAAUAGUACUUUAGAUGUAUGGGGAAAAGUGCAAAGUCAAUGGCUUUAUUUGUUACCCAUUUUUUCUUCGAAGGAUAUUGUGGCGCAAAUGCCGGAAGAAGGAAAUUUAUUUAAAGAGGUAAACGAUACUUAUAAAAGAUACAUGGAUGUGGUGACCAGAGAUCCGAGAGUUUAUGAAGCAGCUGGAGCUCCUGGAGUAUUAGAAACAAUGCAACACUGCAUCGAACUCCUCGACAAAAUCAACGACGGUGUCACUAAUUAUCUCGAGAGAAAAAGAUUGUUUUUCCCAAGAUUCUUUUUCUUAUCUAACGACGAGAUGUUGGAAAUACUUUCCGAAACUAAAGAUCCUCUUAGAGUUCAACCGCAUCUAAAGAAAUGUUUCGAAGCCAUUAAUAGAUUACAGUUUAACGAGAACUUGGAAAUUUUGGCGAUGUACAGUCAAGAAGAAGAGAAAGUCAAUUUUAAAAGUAUCGUUAAUACUAAAGACGCUGGAGGUAGCGUUGAAAAAUGGUUGGUUCUAGUAGAGGAACAGAUGAUUAUAUCGAUGAGAGAUCAAAUUCUGAGAAGUUUCAAAAACUAUUUCGUGUUAGCGAGAACCCAAUGGGUACAAAAAUGGCCAGGGCAAGUGGUAUUAUGUGUGUCUCAAAUGCAUUGGACGCAUAAGGUACAUUUGGCGUUAAAUAGAGAAGAAGAUAUGAAUGUUAAAACAUUUUUAGAAGAACUCAAAGAACAACUCCAAGACAUUGUUAAUCUGAUCAGAGAUCCUUCAUUAACUAAUCUAUCGAGGAUAACUAUAAAAGCGUUGAUAGUAAUAGACGUCCACGCUAAGGACGUGGUUGAUUCUCUGUUCAAAGAAAGAGUUACCAACGAUAGAGAAUUUAAAUGGUUAUCUCAGAUGCGAUAUUAUUUGGAAGACGAUGAAGCGUUGGUACGACUCAUCAACGCCACCGUCAAAUACGCUUACGAAUAUUUAGGUAAUUCGGAUCGAUUGGUAAUCACUCCGUUAACGGAUAGGUGUUAUAGAACUCUUAUUGGAGCUUACCACUUGCAUUUAAAUGGAGCCCCGGAAGGACCAGCUGGUACUGGUAAAACAGAAACUACAAAAGAUUUGGCUAAAGCUCUGGCAGUGCAAUGUGUGGUGUUCAAUUGUUCCGAUGGACUAGAUUACAAAGCUAUGGGGAAAUUUUUUAAAGGUCUUGCUUCUUGCGGCGCGUGGGUUUGCUUCGACGAAUUCAACAGAAUAGACAUCGAAGUAUUAUCCGUGGUAGCUCAACAGAUAUUAUUAAUAAUAACCGCUGUUAGAGCACACGCAGCUAAAUUCAAUUUCGAGGGAACGGAAAUAAAAUUAAAUCCAACUUGUUACGUUUGUAUAACUAUGAAUCCUGGUUAUGCAGGCAGAACAGAACUACCGGAUAAUUUGAAGGUGUUGUUUCGAACUGUAGCCAUGAUGGUACCAGAUUACGCGAUGAUUGGAGAAAUUUCUUUAUAUUCGUAUGGGUUUGUAGACGCGAGGAAUUUGUCUGUGAAAAUCGUUACUGUAUAUAGGUUAUGUUCGGAACAAUUGUCGUCACAAAAUCAUUACGAUUACGGAAUGAGAGCUGUGAAGUCGGUACUUUCUGCAGCGGGUAAUAACAAAAGAAAAUUUCCCGAUCUAGAAGAAGACAUAUUGCUGUUACGCGCCAUUUUAGACGUAAAUUUGCCAAAAUUUUUAAAUCAAGAUUUACCUUUAUUCGACGGUAUUAUAAGUGAUUUGUUUCCGGGAGUCGUUUUACCGGAAGCCGAUUAUACUAAAUUAGUGGAAUGCAUGAAAAUAUGUUGCGAAAAACGGAAAUUAAUACCGAAAGAUUGUGUUAUAACCAAAGUGAUUCAAACUUACGAAAUGAUGAUAGUUCGAUGGGGGUUCAUGAUAGUCGGUUACCCAUUAGCUGGUAAAACUUCGACGUUGAGAGUUUUGGCAGAUACCCUUACGCUAAUGAACAAACAAGGUCUUCCCGAAGAGAAAGUGGAAAUGCUUACCAUGAAUCCAAAAGCCAUUACAAUGGGACAAUUGUACGGUCAAUUCGACCCGGUAUCCUACGAGUGGUUCGAUGGCGUUAUAGCCACAGGAUUUAGAAAUUUUUGCACAAAUCCCAGUCCACAUAGAAAAUGGAUGAUAUUCGAUGGACCCGUAGACGCCGUUUGGAUUGAAAAUAUGAAUAGUGUUUUAGACGACAAUAGAAAACUAUGUUUGAUGUCAGGGGAAGUUAUGUCGAUGACAAGUUCGAUGUCUCUUAUAUUUGAGGUCAUGGAUCUGGAACAAGCGUCUCCUGCAACGGUUUCUCGUUGCGGAAUGAUCUAUAUGGAACCGGUAACACUAGGUUGGGAACCUUUCGUCGAAUCGUGGUUACCAACUUGUAAUCCGAUAUGGUGCGGCCCCGAGAAAAAAGAUUUCAUUCACGACAUGCUAUAUUGGAUCAUACCGCCGUCGUUGAUGUUUAUAAGAAAAAAUUGUAUACAAUUUUGUAAUCCUGGAGAGAUCAGUCUGGUUCUAAAUAUGAUAAAUAUAUUUCAAAUGCAUAUGGACGACGCCGUUACUGAAAAUCCCAAACGAGAAGAUCAAGUUAAAUAUUUGGAUAUAUGGACGCAAGUUGCAUUGAUUCAAUCUGGUGUUUGGGGUGUAGCUUCAAUUCUCGAUCAAGAUUCAAGGGAUAAAUUCGACGAGUUUUAUAGGGAAUUGUGGAGAGGUGAAAAUGAAAAAUGGCCAUAUCCCGCCUGCUUGGAAAAACUUGAGGUAUCCAUUCCCGCUGAAGGUAUAAUUUUCGAUUACAGCUACAGUUACAAAAUGAAAGGAAAUUGGAAAUUUUGGCCGGCGGUCGUGAAAACCGAAAGAGUCGAUGAGUGUAAAAAUAUCAUGCAAGCACUUAUACCUACCGUUGAUACGGCCAGAUACAUGUUAUUGGUUGACAUGCACAUAAGAUACGGGAAACCUUGCCUUUUAAUAGGACCGACGGGAACCGGGAAGUCGUUCUACAUAACUGACGUAUUAUUGAAUAGAUUAAACAAAGAAAAAUAUGAACCGGCCUUUAUAACAUUCACUGUUCAAAUAACUUGUAAUCAAACUCAAGAAUUGGUUAUAUCUAAAUUGAAUAAAAGAAAACGCGGUCAUUAUGGACCUCCCAAAGGGAAAACUACCAUACUUUUUAUCGACGAUGUUAAUAUGCCCGCGAAAGAGGGUUAUGGUGCGCAGCCCCCCUUGGAGCUAUUACGACAAUAUUUCGAUCAUAAAAACUGGUAUGAUUUAAAAACUACGGAACCUCUCUAUUUGCACGACUUGAUGUUUUUGGGUGCGAUGGGUUUAGUAGGAGGUAGCCGACAAGAUAUUUACCCGAGAUUCUUAAGACAUUUCAGUAUUUUCUCCAUAAACGAAUUCAGUCGUGAAAGCAUGGCUAAGAUAUAUAGUAACGUAUUGUUAUUGGGUUGGAAAAAUAACGGAUUUCCUUCUGAAAUUAUUAACGUCGUAAAUCAAGUAGUGAACGCUAGUUUGGAUAUGUUCACGGCAGCACAGGAGAACCUUCGACCGACACCUUCGAAAAGUCAUUACAUUUUUAACCUACGAGAUUUUUCAAGGCUCAUUCAAGGUUGUGCGAUGCUCAAAAAAGAAUCUGCCGACGAUAAAAAAAUAUUCGCGAAAAUUUGGGUACACGAAAUACUGAGAAUAUUCUAUGAUCGAUUAAUUGAAGACAAAGAUAGAAUAUGGGUAUAUGAAAAAGUGAGACAAUCUGCUAAAGAUUCCUUUAGAGAACACUUCGAUAUGCUUUUCGAAAAUUUGAAAAACGAAGAAGGUGUGGUUACCAGAGAUGGUUUGAAGAAAUUAAUUUUCGGUACGUUUUUCGACCAAGAUUCCGAUGAAGAUAAACGAUAUGAAGAGAUUUUGAACAUCGAGGCGCUGAGAGAACUAUCGGUGAACGCUUUGUACGAAUUUAACGCCACGCAUAAAACCAAAAUGGAUAUCGUAUUAUUCGAUUACGCGUUAGAGCAUCUGUCCAAAAUCGGCAGGGUUCUAUCCAUGAGAUGCGGUAGCGCUUUAUUAGUUGGUAUAAGCGGUUCGGGAAGACAGUCCUUAACCCGACUCGCAGGAGAAUUAUACGGUUACGGCGUUCAUCAAGCAGAAAUUACCAACAAUUAUUCCAUCAGCGAUUGGCGGGAUGAUAUUAAAAAAGUUCUCAAAGAAUCGGGUGGUAAAGGAAAGGAUUUCAUAUUUUUAAUAGGCGAAGGACAAAUAAAAGAAGAAUUUUUUCUACAAGACGUAGAUUGUUUGCUAAACUCAGGUGAAGUUCCCAAUAUGUACCAAAUCGAUGAAAAACAAGAAAUUUUGGAUAUGGUACGGUUAGCUGCGCAAGGAGGGAACAGAAAUCUCGAAGUCAGUCCAUUGGAAGUGUUCUUCUUUUUCACGAAACGUUGCAAAGAAAAACUGCACAUCAUUUUAUGUUUCAGUCCAGUAGGAUCGGCCUUUAGAAACAGACUGAGAUUAUUUCCCGCUUUGAUAAAUUGUUGUACUAUAGAUUGGUUCGAAGAUUGGCCAGAACAAGCUUUGGAAGAGGUUGCUCAUACGUGGAUGGAAGAUAUAAAUUUAUCAGAUGAGAUCAAAGGAACUAGCGUGAUUGCGUGUAAAUAUUUCCACGUGGAAGCCAGAAAGGCGUCAAUGGAAUUUUAUGAAGCAGUUAGCAGACGCACGUAUAUCACUUCAGCAUCAUAUUUGGAGUUAAUCAAAUCAUUUACCGAUUUAACCAAUAGAAAACAAGAUGAGAUUAUGAAAGCUAAGAAAAGAUACUUGGGUGGAUUAGAAAAAUUGUACCAUGCGUCAGUUAGUAUAGGUGAGAUGCAGAAAUCUUUGGCCGCUUUGCAGCCUCAAUUGGAAAUUAUGAGUAAACAAGCGGCUGAUAUGCUGCAAAAAAUCGAGCAAGAAAGUAUCACUGUCGAACAAGCUUCGGCUGUAGUGAAACAAGACGAAAAAGUUGCCAAUAAACAAGCUGCACAAGCUCAAGCUUUGAAACUGGAAUGCGAAGCGGAUUUGGCGGAAGCUAUGCCAGUUUUAGAAGAGGCUAUUGGCGCUUUGGAUACUUUGAAACCAUCGGAUAUAGUGUUGGUGAAGUCUAUGAAGAAUCCACCUGAAGUGAUUAAAUUAGUUAUGGCGGCUGUUUGUAUUAUCAAAGGGAUUAAACCGGAUAGAGUACCGGAACCUGGUACUGGUAGAAUGGUAUUAGACUUUUGGGGACCAAGCAAAAGACUUUUAGGUGACAUGAAUUUCUUGCAAUCACUAAAAGAUUUCGAUAAAGAUAAUAUAAAACCUGACGCUAUGGCGAAAAUACGUAAAGAGUUCAUUCCCCAUAAAGAUUUUAAACCCAAUAUUGUCGCUAAAGCUUCCAGUGCAGCAGAGGGUCUGUGCAAAUGGAUCAUAGCUAUGGAUAUGUAUGAUAAAGUAUACAAGGUAGUGGCACCCAAGAAAGCAAAAUUAAAAGCCGCCGAGGAAGAAUUUAGCAUGAUGAUGACGAUGUUGAUAGAGAAACGUGCACAAGUUGAAAAACUAGAAGAACAAUUGGCUGUUUUAAGGGAAAAAUUGGAGGUAGCUCAAAAAAAGCAACAAGAAUUACAAGAUGAAGUCGAUCUGUGCAAUAAUAAAUUGAUACGAGCUAAAAAGCUUAUUGGUGGCCUUGGUGGUGAAAAAACCCGAUGGACUGCGGCAGCUGAAGCUCUCCAAUUACAGUUCGACGGUUUAGCAGGCGAUAUAUUAAUGUCUUGUGGUAUAAUAUCGUAUUUAUCACCGUUCAAUAACGCAUUCAGAGUUCGUUUGGUACAAGAUUGGCAUCGUCAGAUCAAAAAUUUGAACAUACCGACCAUGCAAAUUUUCGAAAUGACUUCAGUUUUAGGAUCUGACGUUACGAUACAACAUUGGAAUAUAAAUGGACUUCCUCGUGAUACAUUUUCAACUGAAAACGGUAUCAUAAUGGAUAAUUCAAGAAGAUGGUCGCUAUUCAUCGAUCCCCAAGUACAAGCCGCGAAUUGGAUCAAGAAAAUGGAGAAACGAAACAAUCUGUUGGUGGUGAAAUUUUCUUUUCCGGAUUAUAUGAAACGCGUCGAAACUUGCAUCCAAAACGGCUAUCCCGUUUUAAUCGAAAAUGUCGAAGAAACUCUAGAAGCACCUUUAGACCCAGUACUAUACAAACAAACUUUCAAACAAGCCGGUAUGCUGGUUAUAGCUCUAGGAGAAAAUGUCGUCGAAUAUAAUACUAAUUUUAAAUUAUAUUUAACGUCGAAAUUAAGAAAUCCCCAUUAUUUACCGGAAGUAUUUAAUAAGGUUACCAUUAUAAAUUUCGCUCUCACUUUGGAAGGACUACAAGAUCAGCUGUUAGGUAUAGUCGUUGCAGUUGAAAAACCGGACUUGCAGCAACUAAAAGAAGAAUUGACAGUACAAAAAGCCGAUAAUAAAAGAGCCCUAAAAGAAACGGAAGAUAAUAUAUUAAAAACUUUAUCAGAAACGAAAGGAGAUAUUUUAGAAGACGAAAAAGCGAUACAAAUAUUAGACGAAUCGAAAAUAUUGUCGACCGAGAUAAUGGAGAAGCAAGAAAGAUCGAUUAUAAUCGAGAAAUCGAUAGAAGAAUUCAGGGAUAAAUACAAAAUCGUUUCCGAGCAUUCCGCUGUGCUUUAUUAUUGCAUAUCCGAUUUAGCUAACGUUGAUCCGAUGUAUCAAUAUUCAUUAGACUGGUUUAUAAAUCUCUAUAUCGGAUCUAUUCAGAGAGCCGAGAAGUUUAAAAUAAUCGAAAAGAGAUGUCAGUGUCUUAUCAACGCGUUCACUUUCGAUUUGUACAGUAAUAUAACUAGAUCGCUUUUUGAAAAGGACAAAUUGCUGUUUUCGUUCCUCUUGUGUUCAAAGAUCAUGAUAGCGCAGGGCCGACUGGACGAGAAAGAAUUUUUAUUUGUUUUAACAGGUGGGGUCGGUGGUGAAAGUGAUAAGAAAAAUCCCUGUUCAUCUUGGUUGCCAGACAAAUCCUGGAAGGAAAUUUGUAAAGUGGAAAACAUUCCCUCAUUUAAAGGAUUUUCUAAAUCGAUUGUCGAUUAUCAAUCGAUAUGGAAAGAAAUCUACGACAACUUCACCGAUAAUUUCAACGUACCGCACGAUUGGGAAGAAAGAUUAACUAGUUUCAGAAGAUUGAUAGUGAUUAGAAUACUUCGGGCCGAUCGUUUGAUCAAUUCCAUUACGAAUUUUGUGAAAAACGAAAUGGACGAUAGAUUUAUCAAACCGCCGCCUUUCAAUAUAUCCGUCUCGUACGGCGAUUCCUACAAUCUAUGUCCUUUGAUAUUCAUAUUAUCUCCUGGAGUUGAUCCGAUGAGUGCUUUGGUUAAGUUUGCUGGAGAUAAAAAAAUGGCCGAUAAAUUUAAAUCAAUAUCGCUUGGACAAGGUCAAGGACCAGUUGCUCAAGCGAUGAUACAAGAAGGCGUGGAAAUUGGUACCUGGGUUUGUCUUCAAAAUUGCCAUUUGGCGACGUCGUGGAUGCCUACUUUGGAAAAAAUUUUCGACGAUUUAGAUUUCGAUACACAUCCAGAGUUUAGAUUAUGGUUAACCAGUUACCCAUCUAAUAAAUUUCCCGUUACACUUUUACAAAAAGGAGUUAAAAUGACCAACGAACCUCCUACUGGUCUACAGAAUAAUCUACUCAAAUCCUAUAUUAGCGAUCCCGUUAAAAAUCCAGAAUUUUUCAAAGGUUGUGUGGAUCACGACGAAAUGUUCAUUAGAUUAUUAUACGGUUUAGCCUUUUUUCAUGCUUGUAUUCAAGAAAGACGAACUUUUGGACCGUUGGGUUGGAACAUUGCUUAUGGUUUCAACGAUUCCGAUUUCGACAUAUCGGUUCAACAAUUACAGAUGUUCAUAAACGAAAGCGACGAUCCUUACGAAGCUUUAUCAUAUUUGAUAGGGGAAUGUAACUACGGAGGAAGAGUAACCGACGAUUGGGAUAGGAGGUUGAUUGUUACGAUACUGAGAGAUUAUCUCAAUCCUAAAGUGGUAUCCGAGAAAAAUUACUCGUUCAGCGACGCAGGUAGUUGUUAUGGAUUACCGGAAAAGAACGAUUACCAAGCUUACAUUCAUCACAUCAAUUCUCUACCUGUGAUGCACCCGCCCGAAGUGUUCGGUUUACAUACCAACGCGGGUAUUACCAGAGACCUUCAAAAUUCCAAUUUGCUUCUUAAUUCGGUGUUGAAAGCUUACGGGGACGUUUCGGCUGGAGGCGCCGGUGAAACGGAUAAACAUAUAAUGUCGUUAUGUUCAGAUAUUCUAGGGAAAUUACCGAAACUAUUUGAUAUAGAACUCGCUAAUGUGAAAUAUCCUGUGGAUUAUUCGGAAUCCAUGAACACUGUACUCGUACAAGAAAUGGAACGUUUCAAUAAGUUGCUAAAAGUUAUUGUGGCUACAUUGAUAACAAUGCAAAAAGCGAUACAAGGGCUUGUAGCGAUGUCCCCAGAAACUGAAGCUUUCGCGUCUUCAUUAUUAUUGGCUAGAAUUCCAGGUAAAUGGGCGGGAGUUUCUUAUCCAAGCUUGAAGAAUCUCCCUAAUUAUGUGGCUGAUUUUAUCGCUAGAAUAGAUUUUUUGCAACAAUGGUUUAUAUCAGGUAAACCUCCAUGUUACUGGGUCUCAGGAUUUUUCUUCACUCAAGCUUUCCUAACUGGAGUGAAACAAAAUUAUGCCAGAAAAUAUACCAUCGCCAUUGAUAAAUUGACGUUUGAUUUCAACAUAUUAAAAAUCGAUUCGUCUAAAACCCCACCGAACGACGGCGCUUAUAUUUACGGUUUAUUCACCGAUGGAGCUAGAUGGGACAAACAAAAUGGUAAAUUAGCCGAAUUAUAUCCGAAAGUAUUGUUCGACAUCAUGCCCAUUAUUUGGAUAAUACCGAUACUCACUGAAUCGUAUUCGCCAGGUGUCAGAUACGUGUCCCCAGUUUAUAAAACUUCUGAAAGGAAAGGAACAUUAUCGACAACAGGACAUUCGACAAAUUACGUUCUUCCGGUUUUACUGGAUACUGAUUUACCUGCUACACAUUGGAUAAAAAGAAGCGUGGCUCUACUUUGUCAAUUAAAUUGA